AUGAACGCGUGCAACGUUGGACCUCAUGCAAUCGUAGACCCGACUAGCGAUGUCUUCGUUACAAGACACAAACAUGUACAAGAUUUGAGAACACCUUGUUCGGACAGAUCGGAUGUCCUGAGAGUCUUUCGUCGAGAUUGUGAAGAGUGGUCAACAACCCAUCGGCGUGAAACGCGCGGUGAAAUGCCACAUAGCCGUGCAUCGUGUAGAGAUGUUCAAGUCGAUGCUAUCGGCAUGCGUGACGCCACGUUUGUCAACAGGGAGUUACCCAUAUCCAAAGAAGGAGUACCAAGAGGUAACAAGGAUGUGUUUACCGAAUUGAGAAACAUUUUACCAAACAUUCGAACGCGCGAUUUGGACAUAUUAUUGGAUUAUGAGCGUGAGCUAUCCAACACGGUCUCAAGAUAUAACAAAAGAAUCAGAUGCAUUCUCCAGAGUACUGAGCGAGUCUUUGGUCGAAUACGUGGUCAGAGAAUUGGACUGCUCAUCGAUGCCUCGGAUGCUAACUUGGCGCACGGUAGAGAUGGCGUAUUACGCACACAGCUGUUGCAAUUGCUGAAUGAACAAUUAUCCCAGAGGAACGUUCAGCACAUGUACCUCGCGACCUAUGGAACACGGACGUCCUCAUGUUGGCAAGACCCCAUUGGUGUGGAUGAACAUGCGAUAGAGAAAGCCAAGGACUUUGUGCAGGAACAAGUGCGACCAGCCGGUGGUUCCAACUUGUUGGGUGGGAUCAAACACAUAUUCAUCCACGGCAGAGGACUUCUAGACUGCGUCGUCAUCAUUUGUGGCAGUCGUCCCGAUCAAAAUGGACAGUUUAUCGUAGAUUACACAAACCAGAUACUCGCCGGCAGCAGGCUCCCCCGUCUUCACUUGGUGGCCUACGACUGUCCAGACCCAUGGACGAAUCACUUUCUAAUCGAGUGGGCCAAUGCUAGACCGGAUAACGUGUUUCAUCGCUACCGUGCGGCGGUGGACGCCUCGGUUUAUUUGAGUAAUGAGGUAGCUCCUUUGUUGCGGAACCUACAAGCUGCUCAGACGUUGUUGAAUAUCGUGCGCCAAUUAAAAAUACGGAGCGAAUUCACCAGUGAUAUAACAAAGUAUGCCAAAGAAAAUGAACAAAAUGUCACAGAGUUACCGCCAGACUCCAUGACAACAAACGGAGCGCAAUUGUCCGGUGAGGAUCUACUUCACGAACCGCUCGAUCUUCGUCGAAUACAUCAACGUUCCUCCGUAUGUACCUCAGCUAGCUGGAUCGAAAGGCAGGGAAUCAAAGCGCGAAAGUUGGAUCUCUUCCAGGUACAGUAUCGUGCCAAUUGA
This is a messenger RNA of Dicrocoelium dendriticum, 1320 nucleotides long. Lineage: Eukaryota; Metazoa; Platyhelminthes; Trematoda; Plagiorchiida; Dicrocoeliidae. The record is from the annotation of a GenBank genome assembly.